AUGAAUUGCAUCACCGAUGAAGAAACUUUUGCAAAGCAACAACUAAGAACACGUAGUGAGGAAGAAGCGAGUAUUCUGGGAUUAGGUUGGUCAAAGAAUAAGGACGAGAUAAAGGUCAUAGUUCCUUCAACUGUAGCUACUACAACAAAACGAGGAAUUUUAAGCAAACUGGCUCAGAUCUACGAUCCACUAGGGCUACUGUCGCCAAGAACGUUGCAGGGAAAAUUAAUAUAUCGUGAAGUGUGUGAGAUGAAAUUACCGUGGGAUGUACCAUUAUCCGACGAACAAAGGACUAAAUGGACGAACUGGGAAAAACAGUUGCCAAACAAUAUUGCUGUACCUCGUUCAAUCCCCACCUUCCAAGAAGAGAUCGACUCAAUAUCGCUGCAUGCGUUUGGAGACGCGAGCGGGAAAGGAGUGGCAGCAGUUGUUUAUGCUGUUGUCAAGCAAUCCGCUGGUUCAACACAAGGCAUCAUAACAGCAAAGGCCAGAUUAGCCAAACAAGGAAUAACAAUCCCCAGGUUGGAGUUGGUCUCAGCGCACAUGGCUUGUAACAUUGUGGACAAUGUGCGGAAGGUCCUAAGUGAAUUCCCAGUGGAAGGAACGUAUGCCCGACUCGACAGUGCUGUGGCACUGCACUGGAUCAAAGGAGGAGGAGAAUACAAACAGUUUGUGGCCAACAGAGUCCAAAAGAUCCAGUCCAAACAGGGUAUCGAAUGGCGAUAUGUACCAAGCGAUCGAAAUCCUGCUGAUGUGGGAAGUCGAGGUGGCACGGUGAAAGAAAACAAGUUGUGGCUGAAUGGACUACACUGGCUCCAAAACAUCAAUGAGUGGCCACAAGACAUUGUAUCUCAAUCGACCAAAGAGAGUGAGAAGGAAGCAAAGGUCAUAAAAACAGUACUGGGCGUACAAAUGGACAACUCGGAUUGUUUUGAUUGCAUCCUCGAGAAGUUUUCGUCUCUGAGGAAAGUUAUGAGAGUGUGUGCUUGGAUAAAGAGGUUUAUCACAAAUACCAGACGUGUGAACUGCCGAGUAGUUGGACCAUUAACAACUGAUGAGAUUGAACGACAGUAUAAAUUCUGGGAGAGAAGAGUGCAGCAAAGUUGCGAUUGUUUAGACGACAAAGGUCGACUUAAUCUUCAAGAGGAUCACGAUGGUAUCAUGGAAUGCAAAGGGCGGAUUCAUGGGCAUUAUCCCGUAUACCUAUAA
Molecule: messenger RNA, 1209 nt
Organism: Xenia sp. Carnegie-2017
Lineage: Eukaryota; Metazoa; Cnidaria; Anthozoa; Malacalcyonacea; Xeniidae
Exons: 1
Coding region: 1-1209 (402 amino acids)
Source: RefSeq, a predicted model, not a curated record